AUGGCCGACGAGGCGAAAGCCAAGGGCAACGCCGCAUUUUCAGCUGGGCGCUUUGAAGAGGCGGCCUCCCACUUCUCUGAGGCCAUCGACCUUGCGCCCACCAAUCACGUCCUCUACUCCAACCGCUCCGCCGCCUACGCUUCCCUCCACCGCUAUGCCGAAGCGCUUACCGACGCGCAGAAGACGGUGGAGCUGAAGCCCGAUUGGGCCAAGGGUUACAGCCGCCUUGGUGCUGCCUACGUCGGACUCGGCAGCUUCGAGGAUGCUAUCUCUGCUUACAGGAAGGGCCUCGAGCUGGAGCCCGGGAACGAGGCUCUCAAGUCCGGCCUUGCGGAUGUACAGUCCAUGGCCGCACGAGCCCAUCGCGCUCCUCCGUCCUCCCCAUUUGGGAACAUCUUCCAGGGCCCGGAGAUGUGGGCGAAGCUGACGGCGGAUCCGUCGACAAGAAGCUACCUACAGCAGCCGGACUUUGUUAAAAUGAUCCAAGAUAUUCAGCGAAAUCCGAAUAACAUCAGCAUGUACCUCUCGGAUCAGAGAAUGAUGCAGACGCUAGGGGUUUUAUUGAACGUGAAGAUGAAGACAUCUGAGGAUAUGGAGAAGGAGUCGACAGAGUCGGAGCCCCGGACGAGGGCACCAGAGCAGGAGUCAUUUAAAUCGGCACGGGAGCCGGAGCCUGAGCCUGAGCCUAUGGAAGUACUGGAUGGGGAAAAUGAGACGAAAAAAAGAAAGGCAGAGGCCCAAAAGGAAAAGGAGGCGGGAAAUGCUGCAUACAAAAGGAAAGAAUUCGAAACAGCCAUCCAGCAUUAUGGUAAAGCUCUAGAGCUAGAUGACGAGGACAUCUCAUUUCUCACAAACAGAGCUGCUGUUUACAUGGAGAUGGGAAAGGUAAGUUUAGUACGUUUCCUUUUUAUUAAUUUCUUUGCAUGUGAUUCUCCGUCUUCCCUUAAAAUUCGAGACCCAAUUUCUUCGCUGUAGUGACUAUGUAUCAUUUGAUUAAUCCGUUCGUUUGAACAUGCUUUGGUUCACUAGUUGGUUGAAUUUUAUCUUCUGGGGUUUGGCCUUAAUCUGUUUUUACGCGUUUCGUAUAAUCCUUGGGCCUUUGUUCCCAGUUAUUAUUAUAAAUAAAUCCUGAUUCUUUGCAUCUUGUAUUGUUGCAUUACGCCCAUCGGUUUAGUGGCUUUCACCAUCAAUACCUGCGCCAGGUAGUUGUAUAGAGAUCCCAUGCAGACCGAUUACAGAUGCCACGAAUACUCCGUCGCUGGUCAUUGUGUCGCUGUGUAUCCUCUUCUGACAAUCUUACAUUUUUGAAAUUAUUUGUUUCUUUCUCUGAUGUCACCGCUAACCCUUCACGCGACAUUCUCUGUCUCAUCAUUUAUGUUUUACCCUAUCAUGUUUCAGUCAGAAAGGAUAUGGUUUAAAUCUUUGAUUAGAUCAAGCUCUGAUAAUCUUAGCUACGUUCUAAGUUGGGAUCUUUAAGCUUCUAUUCAUGAAAGAGUACUUGAUGAUUUUUAAUAAUGAAAUUCUGGUUCUGUAGUACGAGGACUGCAUAAAGGACUGCGAUAAAGCUGUUGAAAGGGGUAGAGAGCUGCGUUCUGACUUCAAGAUGAUUGCAAGGGCACUUACGAGGAAAGGCACUGCAUUGGUUAAACUUGCAAAAUGUUCAAAGGAUUAUGAUCCUGCUAUUGAAACUUUCCAGAAAGCAUUAACUGAGCACCGCAAUCCCGAUACUUUAAAAAAAUUGAACGAUGCUGGGAGAGCAAAGAAAGACCUAGAGCAACAAGAACAGUUUGAUCCAAAGAUAGCUGAUGAGGAACGUGAGAAAGGUAUGUGAUACAUGGUCUCCUUCUUUGCUUCUGUGAGCUUUAUGAAAUAACUUUUCUAUGUCUCAUUCUUUCAAUCAUUUUUUGAUUUGUGUACCCUGUUCCCCUAGUUUCCAGCACACUCUUCCAUUGAUUGGUGUUUUCCAAUUUUUGCUUGGAUUUAAUUGUGUGCUUCGUCUACUUCUCUUACUACGUACUAUGUGAUCCCAUUCUUGAUUUCGCACCUAAUUUAUGCAUACCACUCCCCCUUCUUCAUCAUCUCUGUGAUGUUGUAUUCUUGGUCGUGUAAAUUUGCUGCAUCACUAAGAAAUCAUUCAUCCAUUGUAAAGCUUCCUUAAACCUUGGGAUUUAGAAUUGUCAGUAAUGGCUUCACCUUCAUCAUAAAUACAUCCUGUGCCGUAUUAUAUUUGAUAAGAAUAUUUUUUCCUGCUAUGCAUCAUUUGAUUUUUCAUAUUUAACCGUUUAUUUGAAAGUCCUGUCAUUAGUUGAUUUGGUCCGUGUGACUGGAGAGCUUAUUCUGACACGUGGGCCGUCCAUCUCCUUUUUCAACUGUAAUCUUCCUUGCCUUUUGUCAUGUGUUCUGUGAUAACGGGUUCUGAAUUGGAGUAUGCUUGUCCAGGUAAUGAGUAUUUCAAGCAGCAACAAUACCCGGAAGCUGUGAGGCAUUACACGGAGGCUCUAAGGAGAAAUCCUCGUGAUCCGAGGGUGAGAUUUUUAAGUUAAUAUACACGUCAGUGAUUCAUUUGGCUAGUAACAUUUUCUGAACUCGGAAAUCACCGAUCCUUGUGAUUAAUUUCGCCCUAUUAAAAUGGUAGAAUCGUCUCACUUGCUUUCACGAUCAAAACAUCAGCGUACUUUUGGAGGAAAUCGUUUAUUGCUGGUAUUCUUUUGAGAAGGGUGCCGAGCUUCUGAGCUGAUUCCUUUCUUUCACCCUCCUCUACGUUAGGAGUGAAGGAGCCUGCAUCGAUUGCUUUCCCCCAACUGAGUUCAGGAUUUUGCUCACAAGUUUUUCUCCUGGCGUGUUCUUACUAUGCUGCGCAGGUGUACAGUAACCGGGCUGCCUGCUACACAAAGCUGGGUGCCUUGCCCGAAGGGCUGAAGGAUGCGGAGAAGUGCAUUGAGCUCGACCCGUCCUUUUCAAAAGGAUACACUAGAAAAGGUGCGAUCCAGUUCUUCAUGAAGGAAUAUGACAAAGCCCUGGAGACGUAUCAGGAAGGCUUGAAGCUCGACCCGAACAACCCCGAGCUGAUGGACGGAAUCAAGAGGUAUUCUCUAGAAAUCGAAAUCCCUUCAAGAAUGAUCUAUCUGUCUUCUCUCUAGAUACUGAUGGCUCCCCCACGCGCGGACGCCAGGUGUGUUGAACAGAUCAACAAGGCUCAACGCGGGGAGAUCAGUGCAGAUGAGUUGAAGGAGAGACAGGUAUGAGAUUUCUUCCCGAAACCAUCAUACUCGUUGACUCAGGGCGUGUGAUUUAUUUACCCGUGAGCUGAACUCGGGAUCCUUCCCUUCACCAGGCGAAGGCAAUGCAAGAUCCAGAAAUACAGCAAAUUCUGUCUGAUCCCAUAAUGCGGCAGGUGAGAAAAGUUGUUCUUCCUCCAUUUUUAUCAAUCUCUGUUCUCUGCCAUCAGUCUUGAACUUCUGCUUUUGGUGCCGAGCAGGUGCUGACAGACUUCCAGGAGAACCCCCGGGCAGCUCAGGAGCAUCUGAAGAAUCAGCAGGUGAUGCACAAGAUCCAGAAGCUUGUCAGCGCGGGAAUCGUCCAGAUGAGGUGA
Spirodela intermedia is the source of this 3592-nucleotide messenger RNA. NCBI's taxonomy places the organism in Eukaryota, Viridiplantae, Streptophyta, Magnoliopsida, Alismatales, Araceae. The record is from the annotation of a GenBank genome assembly.